AUGCUGCUCGACAAGGACAGGAUACGGCUGCUGAUCCUCACAGAAGCGACGACGUGCUUACCAGGGCAGCACGUUACCGGCAUCCUUCGCGUCGAAGUUUUGAAAGAGGUGUCAGUGACGGCGAUUCGCCUCAUGGCCCGCGGUCAGGAGGCGGUCUUCUUCAAGGCCAAGAAGGACCGCUUCACCAUCACACGGCAACAGUCCUUUGUCCACUUCGAGCACCUCAUUACCUUCUUCGGUUUCUCGAAGGAGUGCGGCCGCCGCGGUGGCGCCUCACUCGCGCCAGGGAUUUAUGAGUACCCGUUUGACUUUGAGAUUCCGGCAAGCGCGCCACCGACGUAUAACUGUCACACAUCCGCCGGAGAUGCUGAGAUUGCCUACGUACUGCGCGCCAUCGCUGACAUUCCGCGCGGGUUUGAUAAGAGAACCGAGAUUCCUCUCUACGUUCUGCCCACCAUCGCCAGCCAGCAGUAUGAGCAGCUGUGCAGGACGGACAAGACACUGGUGACGCGAGACAUCCCUCUCGCUGUCGAGCCCGGAUGCUUUGGCCGCAGCAGAGACCCCAAGGCGAGCGUCACGUUAUCCGCCUCAGUGCAGGCUGUGGCGCUACUCCCGUGGCGUAGCUGCGGGAACACCAGCCCUGCCUCAAGCCCUACAGCGACGAACUACCUCAAUGUGCACCUCUCUCUGAUGAACACCAGCCUCAAGACACCCAUUCGAACGGUGCGGGUGACACUAAGCCAGCAGCAGCACCUCAUCGCGCAGGGGGACUCAUAUAACACGAUUCAGCCGAUCGUGUCGGUGGUCGUCUCGCCACCAGGUGGUGAGCUCAUCCCUCGUGCCUCGGCGGCUCUUGACGUGAAGCUGCGCCUCCCUAGAUCGCUGCGGCACCUGUCAAAGAUGCCGCAACGCGUACCGUUGCCGACGCUGGCUACACCCUGCAUCCAGACCAGUAAUCUGCUCACCAUUAGCUUUCCCGGACUUGGCGCUGAUGCGCUGGUAAAUAUGCGCGACGCGACGGUGAUCGGAGCAGCUGUGGACUACGAUAGGAGAGUACCGAUGAUACCGUGCUUCUACACAAUGUCGACCAUUCGUCCAGAGGAUAAGCUGGGUGGUGAGUAG
This is a messenger RNA of Leishmania braziliensis MHOM/BR/75/M2904, 1122 nucleotides long. RefSeq lists its product as hypothetical. The record is from RefSeq and is a predicted model, not a curated record. Gene Ontology annotation, cellular component: cytoplasm. Bases 1 to 1122 code for a protein of 373 amino acids. The transcript has a single exon. Lineage: Eukaryota; Euglenozoa; Kinetoplastea; Trypanosomatida; Trypanosomatidae. Gene Ontology annotation, biological process: protein transport.